This is a messenger RNA of Olea europaea var. sylvestris, 1635 nucleotides long. Its product is annotated as calreticulin-3-like. The transcript has 8 exons. Bases 1 to 1233 code for a protein of 410 amino acids. Lineage: Eukaryota; Viridiplantae; Streptophyta; Magnoliopsida; Lamiales; Oleaceae. Gene Ontology annotation, biological process: protein folding. The record is from RefSeq and is a predicted model, not a curated record. Gene Ontology annotation, cellular component: endoplasmic reticulum membrane; endoplasmic reticulum. Gene Ontology annotation, molecular function: calcium ion binding.
AUGAAUCCAGUUAAUGCCUUCCUUCCCAAUAUUUCUGACUGCUGUACUCAACAAAACUGUGCAGGUAUCCAGACUUAUAAAGAUGCCAAGCAUUAUGCCAUAUCUGCAAAAAUACCAGAGUUAAACAAUAAAAACAGAACCCUAGUGGUACAAUAUUCGAUAAAGUUUGAGCAAGAUAUUGAAUGUGGUAAUGAUUAUAUUAAACUUCUCUCUGGCUAUGUCAACCAGAAGAAAUUUGGUGGUGACACUCCAUACAGUUUGAUGUUCGGACCAGAUAUAUGUGGCACUCAGACUAAGAAGCUCCAUGUAAUAGUUUCUUACCAGGGCCAAAAUUAUCCCAUUAAAAAGGAUCUAGACUGUGAAACUGACAAGCUGACUCAUUUUUACACAUUCAUUUUAAGGCCUGAUGCAACCUUUAGUGUCGUGGUUGAUAAUCGCGAAAGAGUGUCUGGAAGUAUGUACUCAGACUGGGAUAUCCUCUCUCCUCAUAAAGUUAAAGGUGUCUAUGCAAAAAAGUUACCGCAGAAUCUUACCUUGAUUCUAGUCAGUUUGAUGCAUUCUUUUAUUAUUGUCUUAAUGUUUGGUGUGUGGUCUUAUGGUGGAAGAAUGCUACUCCAUUCAUCCAUUAUUGUAAUGGCAUUUUCACGUAUAAUAUAUCUAUUACUGAAAAAGAUCAUUGGCUGUAGACAUUCACAAAAGGACAAGAAAUCAUACAAUCUGUCAGACUGGGAUGAUAGAGAAUAUAUAGAAGACCCCAAUGAUGUCAAACCAGUGGGAUAUGAUUCUGUACCAGCUGAGAUCCCUGAUCCCAAGGCUAAAAAGAAACCCAAAAAAGUACCAAAUCCAGCGUAUAAAGGCUCCUGGAAGCGCAAGAAAAUCAAGAAUCCUAACUACAAGGGGAAUUGGAAGAUUCCUUGGAUUGAUAAUCCGGAGUUUGAAGAUGAUCCCGACCUCUAUGUAUUGAAACCAAUAAAAUAUGUAGGCUUCGAAGUUUGGCAGGUAAGAACCAAGCUAUUAUUUUAUUUUGUGGAAUUUUCAUUUAUGCCUUGUUUUCACAUAUUCCUGUUUGAAAUUUAUACUGCUAUAUCCGCCAAGUUAUUCAAUGGUCUUGAAUUUGAGAAGUGGUCUGAAUAUUGCAAGACAAUUAGGCCUCCUGGGAUGUCUUUUGGUGAAUUUCAAACAUUGUAUUCGAUACCUUUAAGAUCUCUUAUGUGGCUUGCAAAUAUAUGGUAGUAGUGCUACGUUGAGUGAAAUUGUUCUUUUCUUUGGUCUCUCUUUAGAAGUGGAAUUUUGGUUCUGAUCUCGUAAGGUUAUACUAGUUUUAAAAAAUUACUGUUUGCUGUCGAUUUUGAAUAUCAAGAAAUGGACGCUUACGAAACUGCAUUCCACUCUUAUUGUACAAAUGAUACUUUCUGGUUCACUGGCUUGUGAAAACAGCAUAUACUCAGUAUUGACAGUCUUCAGUCUUGAAUGAUACUUGGUUUUUUCUGCAUUGUGUAUGUUUUUCUCUAUAAUUACUUUUACAGGUAAAAGCUGGUUCAGAGUUCGACGAUAUUUUGAUAUGUUAAGUGGUUUCAUCCUGUAAAAUUCUGAAAAAGAGCCUUUUGAAGAGGCAGAGAAGAUAAGAAGAGCUAC